GACUUUAAAAGGGAGGCCGAACUCCAAUGUAAAGGAGACAACAUUUGGCCAACGCCCUCCAACCGGCCAGAAUAUGAUAGAUCCGCCAUCGAGCCCGGGCCCCACCUCUCAACACUGGAUGCCAUGCAGCCAUCUCGCAAACUGCAUAGUCUCUCAACUCCCUCCUGGUACCACAAGAGUUGCCCCCCGCCCACACAUUUGGUCGAAGCGACCACACUCGAUCGCUUGGCUGGGAGCUCGGAUGACGACAGCCGAACCCAGUCAGAGGGCGCAUCCGGCGUAGGCCAAACUCAACUAUGA
Molecule: messenger RNA, 300 nt
Organism: Protopolystoma xenopodis
Lineage: Eukaryota; Metazoa; Platyhelminthes; Monogenea; Polystomatidea; Polystomatidae
Source: the annotation of a GenBank genome assembly